AUGAGCUGGAUAACUAUCUACAAGGUGACGUCACCUCGACUCAAACGAGCUGAUCCAGAGUCUGCUCCCCCCGCCCUCACCCGCCUCCCCCCGCCCUCACCCGCCCUCACCGCGCUCCCCCCCCGCCCUCAACACCGGCCCGCCCUCACCCGCCUCCCCCCGCCCCUCACCCGCCCUCACCCGCCUCCCCCCGCCCUCACGCCCGCCUCCCCCCGCCCUCACCCGCCUCCCCCCACCCUCACCCGCCCUCACCCGCCUCCCCCCGCCCUCACCCGCCUCCCCCCGCCCUCUCACCCGCCUCCCCCCGCCCUCACCCGCCUCCCCCCGCCCUCACCCGCCUCCCCCCGCCCUCACCCGCCUCCCCCCGCCCUCACCCGCCUCCCCCCGCCCUCACCCUCCUCCCCCCGCCCUCACCCGCCCUCACCCGCCUCCCCCCCGCCCUCACCCGCCCUCACCCGCCCUCACCCGCCCUCACCCGCCUCCCCCCGCCCUCACCCGCCCUCCACUCACCCGCCUCCCCCCGCCCUCACCCGCCCUCACCCGCCUCCCCCCGCCCUCACCCGCCCUCACCCGCCUCCCCCCCCCCCGCCCUCACCCGCCUCCCCCCGCCCUCACCCGCCUCCCCCCGCCCUCACCCGCCUCCCCCCGCCCGCACGCUGA
Messenger RNA from Knipowitschia caucasica, 660 nucleotides. NCBI's taxonomy places the organism in Eukaryota, Metazoa, Chordata, Actinopteri, Gobiiformes, Gobiidae. The record is from the annotation of a GenBank genome assembly.